Messenger RNA from Rangifer tarandus platyrhynchus (Svalbard reindeer), 1251 nucleotides. The record is from the annotation of a GenBank genome assembly. Lineage: Eukaryota; Metazoa; Chordata; Mammalia; Artiodactyla; Cervidae.
AUGGCCCACUCACCGGUGGCGGUCCAAGUGCCAGGGAUGCAGAAUAAUAUAGCCGAUCCAGAAGAGCUCUUCACGAAAUUAGAACGCAUUGGAAAAGGCUCCUUUGGAGAAGUUUUCAAAGGAAUUGAUAACCGUACCCAGCAAGUGGUUGCUAUUAAAAUCAUAGACCUCGAGGAAGCCGAAGAUGAAAUUGAAGACAUUCAGCAAGAAAUAACGGUUUUGAGUCAGUGUGACAGCUCAUAUGUAACGAAAUACUAUGGAUCAUAUUUAAAGGGUUCAAAAUUAUGGAUAAUAAUGGAAUACCUGGGUGGCGGUUCAGCGCUGGAUCUUCUGCGAGCUGGUCCAUUUGAUGAGUUCCAGAUUGCUACCAUGCUAAAGGAAAUUUUGAAAGGUCUGGACUACCUGCAUUCUGAAAAGAAAAUUCACCGAGACAUAAAAGCUGCCAACGUCUUGCUCUCAGAGCAAGGAGAUGUGAAACUUGCUGACUUUGGAGUGGCUGGCCAGCUGACGGAUACACAAAUUAAAAGAAAUACCUUUGUGGGAACACCAUUUUGGAUGGCUCCUGAAGUUAUCCAGCAGUCAGCUUAUGACUCAAAAGCUGACAUUUGGUCACUGGGAAUUACUGCUAUUGAACUAGCCAAGGGAGAGCCACCUAACUCUGACAUGCAUCCAAUGAGAGUUCUGUUUCUUAUUCCAAAAAACAAUCCUCCAACUCUUGUCGGAGACUUCACUAAAUCCUUUAAGGAGUUUAUUGAUGCUUGCCUGAACAAAGAUCCAUCAUUUCGUCCUACAGCUAAAGAACUUCUGAAACAUAAAUUCAUUGUAAAAAAUUCAAAGAAGACUUCUUAUCUGACUGAACUGAUAGAUCGAUUUAAGAGAUGGAAGGCAGAAGGACACAGCGAUGAUGAAUCUGAUUCUGACGGAUCUGAUUCGGAGCCCAGCAGCAGGGAAAAUAAUACUCAUCCUGAAUGGAGCUUUACCACUGUGCGAAAGAAGCCUGAUCCUAAGAAACUGCAGAAUGGGGCCGAGCAAGAUCUUGUACAAACCCUGAGCUGUUUGUCUAUGAUAAUCACACCUGCAUUUGCUGAACUUAAACAGCAGGAUGAGAAUAAUGCAAGCAGGAAUCAGGCAAUCGAAGAACUGGAGAAAAGUAUUGCCGUGGCCGAAGCUGCCUGUCCUGGCAUUACAGAUAAAAUGGUGAAGAAAUUAAUUGAAAAAUUUCAAAAGUGUUCAACAGAUGAAUCCCCCUAA